Molecule: messenger RNA, 2253 nt
Organism: Elgaria multicarinata webbii
Lineage: Eukaryota; Metazoa; Chordata; Lepidosauria; Squamata; Anguidae
Gene: PKIB
Product: cAMP-dependent protein kinase inhibitor beta
Exons: 2
Coding region: 23-256 (77 amino acids)
Biological process (GO): negative regulation of cAMP-dependent protein kinase activity
Cellular component (GO): nucleus; cytoplasm
Molecular function (GO): cAMP-dependent protein kinase inhibitor activity
Source: RefSeq, a predicted model, not a curated record
GCUAUGAGGAAAGAACUCAGAGAUGACUGAUGUGGAGCCCGUGGUCACAGAUUUUGCUGCGUCGGGAAGAGCCGGCCGCCGAAAUGCCUUACCAGACAUUCUGGGUUCUUCUUCUGCGGCUGGAACAUCGGACCUGCCGCACAAAUUAGCUGAGCUCUCUAUGUCAGAAGAUGAAGGAGCUGAAGGUGGAGGGACAUCAUCUUCUGAUACCACAAUGGAAAAUCAAGAAACAGAAGGAAAGAGUAUGGAUUCCUAAUAUUAAUGAAACGUUUGCUUUAUGGUGAUCACCAACAGAUUUCAUUCCCAGUGUGUACAGGACUCUGAAUUAUACAAAACUUGUAGCUGGGUGAUGUGCAUAAGGGGCUAUAUAAUGUUUUUAAUUAUGUUACCUAGUCCAUCAGAUAACAGGUUAUUUGUGUACAAACCUCAGACCAUCUCUGCAGAAUGCAUGUAAAGUUUUAGGCUUGUUUUCAGUCCUGUAACAAAAUCACCCCACCAUAUCCUUUUGGAUAGUGUAAAUAAUCAAAUUCACUGCAGUUUGGUUAAUCUCUUGGAGCCUUUACAGAUAACAAAUAUAAAUCCUCUGUCCUUCUUUUACACAAAAAAUACUAGCCCUGAUCUAGAGGCAGUGGCACAAUAUACCAGUGAAACAUAUGUAGGAUUUGCCUUGCUGCAUACCAGCUUGGUCAAGGUGCGCAUGAUGCCCUGGAAGAACGGUAUAUUUCUAAAAGGACAAAAGGUUACAUAGGGGUAGGACAUUGAUGCAGCGUUGGAGUUGAAGAGAGCCCUGCUGGUAUUCGCCACUUUUUGUGUUGAGAGUAGGGCCGGCCCUACCAUUAGGCAGAGUAACGUUGUUGCCUGAAGCGGCAGGUAAUGGGUGUGGAGGGGGGGCAGCAGCAGCAGCAGAUCCCUAGAUCUGUUUCUUUUGUUGGAGGACAGGAGCUGUAUGUUCCACAUAACCUAUCCUGCACCUCCUAAGCUAGCCUGUUCCCCUGGGGUGACAUGGAGGAUGCUGCCCCAUCGCCUGUAUUGAAGUUAGAUUUACCUGUCAGUCUGGUCAGCUUCUCAGGUAGCAAAAUGUCUUGUUUCCGUGAGAACUUCCCCACACCACUUCAGCAGUAUAGUCAGCAGGAGCCCUUCCUCUCUAAAAAUGCAACAAAUACACAACCGCAGAUAGCUGCCUAAACAACCAUAGAUAGGCCAGACUAUUGAUCCAUGUAGCUCGCUAAUGACCACUCUGACUAGUAAAGGUACUCCAGGGUUUUAGGCAGAGACCUUUAAUGCAAAACUCCCACAACAUCUUCAAAAAAUGUUUCAGGCAUGGGGGCAUUGGAAGGGGGGGCACAAUCUGGUAGGUGUCCAUGAUUCGCAUGCAACCACGUUCUACACAGCAAUCACAAUGGCAACAGGCUGGUAGAAGUUGCACAUUUUUAUAGCAAGGAAAUAUUGAAGACUAGGUUUGGGGAAUAUGGCUGUCCCAGAAACAGAGGAAAGACCUCUGGAUCCCCAUAACAACUUCACAUGUAUUGUGCUAUUGUCUGCAAAGACCCCACUAUCAAUUUGAAAGUAAUAAUUUUUUUCUUCCUCCUCCGCCCCCCCCCCCGAACAUCAAAGUUUAAUUUCCCCAGUAUCCAAGAUUAUAUAAGGCCGACUGUCUGUUUGAUCUUUAAAGGGAAGGGAAUGUCCUUUGUCUAUAACCCCACAACGCCCUUUUGAAGUCUGGUCUCUACCUAGAGUUGUGCGGAGAAAAAUGAAAAAUGCUCUUUCCUCACGCCUUCAAAAUGUCAAGAUGCAUUGAGAUCACAUAGGAUUUUGAAAUCCUUUCGUGUGCAUCCUGUGCUCCCCCUUUCUCAGAUCUGACUUCUUCAGUGAUAGCGACACUCUUGUGUGUCCUUACAUUUGAGGAAAACGUGUGGCAAUUGUAACUGAUUUAAAAAUCCAUUUUAUGUUCAGCAUGAAAAAUGAAAUUGGUUGUCAUCUUUUUUGGUCAAUGGCAGCCUUCCCCAGCCUAGUGCACUCCAGAUGUGUCGGACUAAAGCUCCCAUGAUGGGAGACCCAAUAAAUGUGGAGGGCACCAGGUGGGGGAAGGCUGACUAUAGUGUCUUUCACCAGUCAUGUCUUUAGCAGAUGCAGGACACAAGUGUUUUGUUUGAGUCGGGGUGUAGGUUUAUCAGCUCAUAAUUGUUCCUGUUAAAAGCAUCGUUGUUAAAGCAUUUUUUUCCCUGAAAUAUUUUGCCUGUACCAAAGGAUUGA